CAGUUGCGGAGAAUGAGCAUUGAACUUGAAGGGUGAAAGGGCGGCAGCUAUACUAUCCUAAGAAAAGCGUUGCUGGUCUGGCGCCAUCUGAGUUUGAUUUUUGAACGUUGCUUUUCAUGCUGCAUUCAGUCUAACGAGGGUAGAACGCAAGGCACGAGUGGCGAGAACCGGGUUGUUGAGCGGAGCGGAGAGCAGGAUGGCGAAAAACAAGUAUUCCGUCCUGCUUCCGACAUACAACGAGAGGCAGAACAUUGCAAUUGUGACGUAUCUGAUCGUGGAGGCUUUCUGCCGCUUAAAUGUCGAUUUUGAGGUGGUCAUAAUUGACGAUAACAGCCCGGACGGCACUCAAGAGGUGGUCAAACAGUUGCAGGCGCACUACGGGGCGGACAAGAUACUACUGAGACCGCGGGCUGGAAAGCUGGGUCUGGGGUCUGCGUAUGUUCACGGCUUGAAACACACGACGGGGAACUUUGUGUUUCUGAUGGACGCGGACCUAUCGCACCACCCAAAGUAUAUACCAGACUUUAUUCAGAAGCAGCAGGAGACGGGGGCUGAUGUUGUGACCGGGACGCGGUACGGAGGGGGCAAAGGAGGAGUCCAUGGCUGGGAUCUGCGGCGGAAGUUGACGAGCAGGGGCGCCAACUUCCUCGCCAUGACGCUGCUGAAUCCGCAAGUCUCCGAUCUGACGGGCUCCUUUAGAUUAUACAAAAAGCCAGUCCUCGAGAAGCUGAUGAGUAUGGUCGUUUCGAAAGGGUACGUUUUCCAGAUGGAGAUCAUCGUACGGGCUCGACGAGCAGGGUUUCACAUAGAAGAGGUACCCAUCACCUUCGUCGACAGAGUUUAUGGUAUCUCAAAACUCGGAGGUUCAGAGAUCGCGCAAUACCUCAAGGGCCUCUUGUUUUUGUUCUUUACAACAUGAUGAACAUUGUUUCGUGUUUUUCCGCUGCGUCCACUGCUUUUUGGGCAUCAUCAGGUGAUCAUUGUACGCCCAUAGGUCUUGUAGUACGAGUUGCAUUGAAUCCUGGCUGCCAGUCUAGCGAAUCAUCGCGCUCUAAAACUCAUGCACGUGUGAUGUCUCUUAUUAUGUUGGUCCAAGAGCUAUCAUAUCUCUCAGGUCACGAC
This is a messenger RNA of Klebsormidium nitens, 1122 nucleotides long. The record is from the annotation of a GenBank genome assembly. Lineage: Eukaryota; Viridiplantae; Streptophyta; Klebsormidiophyceae; Klebsormidiales; Klebsormidiaceae.